CUGGUAGCACCAGUAAGUACGUCCGGGUUGUAUCGUACGUACAUCCUCUUUCGGUGCCAGAUUUUUACCCUGAUUCAUCUCUCCCCAAAAAAAAUUCUCGCACGGAGCCUUUGAGAGUCUUCUCCAAACUAAAACCGUGAAACUGUGAAGCUGUUACUGCAGAGCCAUGCGGGUGACCGUGUUGUUCGCCGUCACCGUGCUGUCUCUGUGCCCGGCAACAGGCAGCGGAGUGGAGAAGAAGAAGCUGCAGAUCGGCAUCAAGAAGAGAGUAGACAACUGCUCCAUCAAGUCCCGUAAAGGAGACGUGCUGAACAUGCACUACACCGGCAAGCUGGAGGACGGAACCGAGUUCGACAGCAGCAUCCCCCGAGACAGGCCCUUCACCUUCACCCUGGGAACCGGCCAGGUGAUCAAGGGCUGGGACCAGGGCCUGCUGGGCAUGUGCGAGGGCGAGAAGAGGAAGCUGGUGAUCCCCGCGGAGCUCGGCUACGGAGACCGAGGAGCACCGCCGAAGAUCCCCGGAGGAGCCACGCUCAUCUUCGAGGUGGAGCUGCUCAGCAUCGAGAGGAAGAACGAGCUUUGAUGAAGAGGAGGAUGGCAACACUCAAAACGUUCCAGGAGCUGCUGCGGCAUUACGUGGAGAUCACCUGACCUCUGUUGAAGACUACAUGGAAACUCUUGGAGAAGAGUUGGCAACAUCCGUCAGAGCCACUGUCCUCCUUUCACUGGCUUUGCUUAUUGUGCUCUGAUGUAUUGGUCUGAAGUUAUUUUAUGAUACAAGAAGUGAUGUAUGUCUUUGCUAAACUGUAGUAGAACUGACGGUGAGCAGCUAAACCCAGUAUUUGGUCGCAGGUUGAUAAUAAAGUAAUGCCCUGCCGUUUCUCAUCUUUGUUUUGAAAUGUCUGUGAUUUAUAAGCGAGUUCAUUCAUAUUUGUUUAUUCUUUUAACAAGAUAAUUUAGGUUGUUAAUUUAGUUAGAAGUCAGGCAGGGGACAGAUUAGGAUAAAUGUUUUAGUUCACUUUAAAUAUUUGAAUUAUGAUAAUAAAAUGAUAAACUUAAGGGAAA
Sebastes umbrosus (honeycomb rockfish) is the source of this 1065-nucleotide messenger RNA. It is a transcript of the gene fkbp2, whose product is annotated as FKBP prolyl isomerase 2. Gene Ontology annotation, molecular function: peptidyl-prolyl cis-trans isomerase activity. Gene Ontology annotation, biological process: protein peptidyl-prolyl isomerization. NCBI's taxonomy places the organism in Eukaryota, Metazoa, Chordata, Actinopteri, Perciformes, Sebastidae. The coding region runs from base 167 to 583 and encodes 138 amino acids. The record is from RefSeq and is a predicted model, not a curated record. The transcript is spliced from 2 exons.